Molecule: messenger RNA, 817 nt
Organism: Solanum lycopersicum (tomato)
Lineage: Eukaryota; Viridiplantae; Streptophyta; Magnoliopsida; Solanales; Solanaceae
Product: early nodulin-like protein
Cellular component (GO): plasma membrane
Molecular function (GO): electron transfer activity
Source: RefSeq, marked provisional
AGUGACUCAAUUUUGACAAAAAAGAAGAAAAAAGAAAAGGCUAAAGAGAGGAGAAGCUAUGGCUACUCUUAGAAAUCCAAGAAAAUACCAAUCUUUGAUCAUUCUUUUUCAGUUCUUUCUGUUAAUACAAAUCCAAUUAGUGUUCUGUUAUCAAUACAAAGUUGGAGAUUUAAAUGCUUGGAAUAUACCCUCUUCUGCAAAUAAAGAUGUCUAUCUCAAAUGGUCCAAGAAUCACAUCUUCAAGCUUGGAGAUUCAAUCUUGUUUUUGUACCCACCAAGUGAAGAUUCAGUAAUACAGGUAACAAAACAGAAUUACAACAGUUGCAACCUUAAAAAUCCAAUCUUGUACAUGAACAAUGGGAAUUCUCUGUUUAACAUUACAAGACCUGGAGAGUUUUACUUCACAAGUGGAGCAGAAGGGCAUUGUGAGAAGUUGCAGAAACUUCAUAUUUCAAUUGGAGGAGGAAAUGGAACAAGUUAUGAUGAAGCAGAUUCACCUGCUUUUGCUCCAUCACCUUCUUACACUAAUGUUUUUGGUUCAAUUCCUGUCCAAUCUUCUAAUUCAACCUCUGCUUCGUCUUCUGGGAAAGUUGAAAUCUCUGUUUUUGCUGCUGUUGGAUUGCUCUUUCUUACUCUGUUUAUAGGAAGCACUAUUCUUUAGAAAACGGGACAGGGCAUUUUGGAUUUUGGGUUUUGGAGAUUCCACUCAUAUUUUUUUGUGUAUUGAGGCGUUAUUUAUUUUUACUUUUCAUGUUGUUAAAUUUGUGAAAGAGUUCAUUCAUUAUGAUUAUAUAAGUUUCUUGAUGGAGCUUCCCAA